Messenger RNA from Lolium rigidum, 1599 nucleotides. Its product is annotated as putative F-box protein At5g14160. The transcript has 3 exons. NCBI's taxonomy places the organism in Eukaryota, Viridiplantae, Streptophyta, Magnoliopsida, Poales, Poaceae. The record is from RefSeq and is a predicted model, not a curated record. Bases 372 to 1427 code for a protein of 351 amino acids. Gene Ontology annotation, molecular function: protein binding.
CACCGGUGCCGGCGGCGCCCUUCACCACCAGCGAUUGCGACAUACGUGGUCCUGUGACACCCUCUCGGCGCGAUCCCUGCACUGAAUCGCGCCGCCGCAGUCCGGAUCGAAGCCGCCGCCGCAAACCCUAGCCGUCGCCGCUCGUUUCCUCUCCGACAUCGACAUCGACAUCGGCGACGGCGGCCCGGAGGAGAGAUCUAGGGCCGCGCUGCGUAGGCCGGAUUUCCAAAUGAUCACGGAGAAGAGUUAGGCUACAAGGCACCAGGGCAUGUCACCCCCUCUUCAAUUUGUUGAAGUUUUGAUUUAUGAGGCCGUCAUGCUACUGUAGUUGAGUUCUGAUCCCUGCAACUGCUGAAUUUGUAAUAAGUAGGAUGUCUGCAAAGGUGUCAAGGCUUCCGGAAGUUAAUUCUGCUAGGAUGGCUGAUUGGGCUAAUCUUCAGACUGAUAUUGUUGGUUCAAUUGUAAGGAAGCUUGCCAUCCCUGACUAUAUCAGAUUCCGCGCAGUAUGCACGUCGUGGAACCGUGUCUGUGUCUGCAGGGAUGUAUCCAAUGAUCCAAGGGUAGACCCAUGGCUGAUGCUCCCCACAAAGACGCUUGAGGAUGCUAAAUUUUUCAGUAUACCUGAAAGAAAGAAUGAAACCAUCCGUAUCCUGAGUACUGCCACGAUCUUUGGCUCCGUGUGGACUCCUGUUGGUUCUUCCCAUGGCUGGCUUGUCUUCUUCAACCUGAACCAGGGAACCAUCCAGUUGGUUAAUCCCAUCAGCGGCGGUCAGUUCGAACUGCCCCCACUCGGACGCGAGCACUUCUCCAAGGCGGUGUUGCUUGACAUGAGUGAGAGCAACUUCAGUGUUGCUAUUGUCUAUGGCAAUCGAAAAGGAUAUAAGGUGACACGCAAAGGAAGCAGAAGCUGGUCAUUUGUUGAUUCCAAACAUAUCCUAAUUGAUAUUUUCAAGCACAGAAGGCAACUUUACACCAUCGACAUAUAUGGCACUAUCGAGGUGUGGGCAGAGCCACCCCGUUCAUGGCCGGAUGCAGACGGCCCGCUUGUUGAUCCAUAUAUGCAUCCUAGCCUCGCCCAGCGGAAAUUUAACUGUCUGGUGGAGACCCCAGCUGGUGAUCUCGUGAAGGUUAAGCGCCAAUCUCAGAACAAGUUUGCGGCGUGGAUCCUGAACAGAGAGACAUCUUCAUUCGAGAGGACCGAAGACAUUGGGGAGUUCGCUUUGUUCGUCAGCCACCACAACUCGUUCUGUUUCCCGACCAAGGACCAUCUGAGCCUCAAGGCGAACUGCGUCUACUUCAUCGACAACUACAAGAACCUGUGUGCGUUCAACCUCGAGCAUGGGACCAAGGAGCUCAUACAAGGCCUCGAAACUCCGGCGCUCCCACGACAGGACGCAUUCUUAUGGUUCAUACCUUCACUGAAAUGAGGUAGAAGCAGCCGUGUGCCUAUAUCCUAUAGUUGAUCGCUAAAUCCCUGAAUUUCCCUAACUAAGUAAUGAACGUAUUCGUGGCACUUUUGUGGCAGAACCAGCUGCCUGAAGUUUGAACAGCUCGUUGGUUGCAUGCUCGCUGUAUAUGCAGUUUGUGUUUUCAGAUAAA